This is a messenger RNA of Peromyscus maniculatus bairdii (prairie deer mouse), 568 nucleotides long. NCBI's taxonomy places the organism in Eukaryota, Metazoa, Chordata, Mammalia, Rodentia, Cricetidae. The record is from RefSeq and is a predicted model, not a curated record.
AUUAAAGGCGUGCGCCACCACUGCCUGGCCCUUGCAAUGACUCCUGAUGUGUUGUUUUUAGAAACUUCACCUGGAGAUGUUGGCUGACCAGCCUCGCACGACGAAAUACCACAGUGUCAUCCUGCAGAACAAGGAGUCCCUGAAGGACAAGGUCAUCCUGGACGUGGGCUGUGGCACUGGGAUCAUCAGCCUCUUCUGUGCCCACCACGCACGGCCCAAGGCAGUCUAUGCUGUGGAGGCCAGUGAGAUGGCACAGCACACAGGCCAGCUGGUCCUGCAGAACGGCUUUGCUGACACCAUCACUGUGUUCCAGCAGAAGGUGGAAGAUGUGGUGCUGCCCGAGAAGGUGGACGUGCUGGUGUCUGAGUGGAUGGGGACCUGCCUGCUGUUUGAGUUCAUGAUCGAGUCCAUCCUCUACGCCCGGGAUGCCUGGUUAAAGGAGGAUGGCGUCAUCUGGCCGACCACAGCCGCAUUGCACUUGGUGCCCUGCAGCGCGGACAAGGACUACCACAGCAAGGUUCUCUUCUGGGACAACGCCUACGAGUUCAACCUCAGUGCGCUCAAGUAG